Molecule: messenger RNA, 2538 nt
Organism: Gossypium raimondii (Peruvian cotton)
Lineage: Eukaryota; Viridiplantae; Streptophyta; Magnoliopsida; Malvales; Malvaceae
Product: O-fucosyltransferase 29
Source: RefSeq, a predicted model, not a curated record
CAUAUAAAACCGUUGUUAUCAAUCAUUCCUAUACAAUGGAGUGAAGUGAAGCCAAGCAGCUCUCCUCUGUCUCUAAAAUCUUAAUCUUCAAUUUUGCAUUUUUUAUAAUAAUUUAUUCAUUUUAAUAUUUAAAACAAAAGCUUAACCUUUCUCUCUCUUCAAUCUUCACUUUUUUUUUUCUUGUGUGAACAAAAAAAAGGGAACAUCCAAAGUCUGCCGCGUUUCAGAAAGCUUUGAGAGUGUGGAUCGCUAGAAAGGAAGAAGAAAAGCCCUAAUUAUUCUUUGAAUUUUAGCUUCUGCAUUCGCAAUUUUUACAGUUAUACCUUCCGUCGGUUUUGUACUCUUUUGAUGGUGGUAAAAUCAUUGGGAGUGGCAUUUGGCGUAAAUAAGUGAUGAAGUUAUAGGGGGAGUCGCGGCGGUUGCUUUUGUUGUUGUUGAGUCCGUGAUGGGCGUAGCUAAGGCGUAGUUUAGCGUGAUGUCGGACAAACUGGCGCUGUUACAGCAUCCAGGCGGCAGCCUUUUAAGCCACAAGCAUGAGUGUUGUAAGUGGCGAUCGUCUGCGGCGCAGCCGAGGAAGCCGAUCUCAUGGUCGCUCAUCUGCGGCUUGAUGCUUUUCUGCUUAGGCAUGAUCUCGCUCUUCACCGGACAUGUGGCAUCUGAUCUCGAGUGGUACUCCCAGCGACUUAUGAAACGAAGAUCCUAUUUCAAAUUGGAGGGAAUUAAUAAAGGACCGAUUGAUAUAUGGCAAUCUGAUUAUGCAAAAUACUUCUAUGGAUGCAGCAAAAGAAGUCGUAAUUUUCCUCUUGCUAUACGUGCGCGAUCAUCAAAUGGUUAUUUGCUUAUUGCAGCAAGUGGAGGAUUGAAUCAACAGAGAACAGGAAUAUCAGAUGCUGUAGUUGUUGCACGGAUUCUGAAUGCAACCUUAGUCAUACCUGAAUUGGAUCAUCGUUCGUAUUGGAAGGAUGAUAGUGACUUUGCUAACAUUUUCGAUGUCAACUGGUUCAUUUCUUACCUUGCAAAAGAUGUUACUAUUGUCAGAAGAGUUCCUGAUAAAUUCAUGCGAUCAAUGGAUAAACCUCCGUACACAAUGCGUGUCCCGAGGAAAUCCCCUCCAGAAUAUUAUCUAGAUCAAGUUCUGCCAAUACUUCAAAGAAGAUCUGUCCUACAACUGACAAAGUUUGAUUACAGACUGGCCAACAACAUCGACGAUGAGCUACAAAAGUUGCGUUGCCGGGCUAAUUAUCAUGCUUUAAGAUUUACAAAACCUAUUCAAGAACUUGGGCAGAAACUUGUAACGAGAAUGCGUGCAAUGGCAAACCGUUUUAUUGCAGUCCAUUUGAGAUUUGAACCGGAUAUGCUUGCAUUUUCUGGUUGUUACUUUGGUGGCGGUGACAAGGAGAGGAAUGAGCUUGGAGAGAUACGAAGGAGAUGGGAAACAUUGACAGAUGUAGAUGCUGAUGAAGAGAGGAGGCGAGGUAGAUGUCCACUUACUCCUCAUGAAGUAGGAUUGAUGCUGAGGGCACUUGGUUUUGCAAAUGACUCGUACAUCUAUGUCGCAUCUGGAGAAAUAUAUGGUGGAGAAGAGACGCUUCGACCACUAAGAGAUCUCUUUCCCAACUUUUAUACGAAAGAGAUGCUUGCUAAUGAAGACCUAAAACCUUUUCUUCCAUUCUCUUCUCGCCUUGCUGCCAUUGACUACAUUGUUUGUGAUGAAAGUGAUGUUUUCGUCACCAAUAAUAAUGGAAAUAUGGCCAAGAUUCUUGCAGGUCGAAGGAGGUACAUGGGGCACAAGAGGACUAUAAGACCAAAUGCGAAGAGGUUUGGUCCUUUGAUGAUGGAAAGGGAUGAGAUGGAUUGGGAUACCUUCGCCAGAAAGGUGAAGGCAUUUCAAAAAGGAUUCAUGGGAGAGCCAGAUGAGAUGAGACCUGGACGUGGUGAAUUUCAUGAAUAUCCAUAUUCUUGUAUCUGUGAGAGGCCACUAAGUGAUGUUGUAGACAACAAAAGGGGAGAUCCUCGGUCAGAACAAGGAAAUCAAGGAUUGAGGGAGAGAAGCAAGGAAGAAGAGCCAGCUUUGGGAGCCAAGGAGAAUGAAGCCUAAGGGGAAAGGAGGAUGCUAAUGCUACAGGCUGAUUUAAUGACCAGAACAGGAGUUUUUUUCUAUUGAUUGACAAAGAUCCAUCUAACCUAGUGAUGCAUCUGCCCUGCCGACUUAAAUGUCAUCUCUUGUUAAGCCUGCAGAAAACUUGAUAGAACUUGAUGUUUGAGCCGAAAGCUCGGUAAGGGAAGCUUCUUUUGUUUCUUCUCAUUUCUCUGUUUGAAUCCAUGAAGAAAAAACAAAUUUGUACAGAGAAAGGGAAGAUUUCACGAAAAUGCAACUUUUGAUUUAUAUAUAUAUAUAUGAUAAGUUUUGGUUAGGUAAAACACUAAAAUAGGUAUUGUAGCUAGUAAACUGUUAUGAUGAAAGUACGAUGGGUGAGCUUGCUGUGCUAGGUGGGCUAUGUUGAUUCUAGUGUUAAUGAUCAAAUUCAUUCACUAAUA